AGUGUACACUUUGAGAAUUCUUAUGCAUGGUGUAAGCGUGAAAAUUUUUGUAAAGUUAACGUUGCGUGACAGAAACCUGCUACGUCAGUGUAAAAAGAUAUGUAUCGUCAAAAUAUAAGGGUUUAUCCCGAAGCAGUAGAUGAUCCAAAUACACCCCAAUGUCCUCACGGACCGUGCUUACUUCUUUCGAGGCAAACUGAGGGAAAAAAUAAAGAUAGAAAAUUUUUUGCCUGUUCUGCCUGUAGAAAUCGCAAAGAUUGCAACUUUUUUAGAUGGCUUGAUCAACAAGGUGGACAAAACAAAAAGAUAGAUGCGGAUGCCAGGAUUAAGCUAAAUGAAAAGGGCGCGAGGGAAAGCGUAAGAAGAUUUAACAGAUUCAAAGAACUGAAAGAAACUAAUUCCCCAUCUAUUAACUUUUGCGAAACUUGUGAAAUUCUGUUAAAAAAGGAUGAAGAAAAGACUCAUCUAGGGCACCUGCAAAAAAUAAUCUGUUCAAAUGAUAUCAAACCCUCAUCUCUUUUGCGACCGUUGCAAAGAGAUUCAAAAAAUGCUCAAUACCAUUUUUCGGAAGAUAGUGAAAAAUUCUUGACAAAGACCAUAUUAGACUCGAAAUUUGAGCGGGUUGUGUGUAUUGGAACGCCGAGGUUAUACGAAAGUCUCGUUCGGCAAAUGGAUAAUUCGCAAGUCGUACUUAUGGACAUCGAUUCAAGAUAUGUUACAUAUGAAAAUCAUAAAAAGUUGAAGAGAUCCUCAAAUGGAGCAAAGGGUUCACCAGUUAGAAUAUUUACCAAUAUUUCCCCUGCAAAAAUCCGAUUACCAUGCCAAGACUACAGAUUUUGCCGCCAAUGUGAACGAUAUGUUAAGAAGAAUAAUGUACACUGCCCUAAAUGCAAUUCCUGUACAGGCAAAGAUGGUGGCAGAUAUGUUCAUUGCGGAGCUUGUGAAAAAUGUGUUAAGGAAAGUAGAAAGCAUUGCUCACAAUGUGGUUUUUGUCACUUGCCAGAUGAUCACAGAAGAUUAACAGAAGUGGAUGAAGACUCUGAAAGUUCUGAGAAAACUUUGAAAAAGGAAAAAAUAACAAAAACAAUUGACAAUGGAUUGAGUUCUCUUAACGCUAAAUGCGUCAUCUCUACCGAACAAAAUAAGAGGAUGAAAGAAGAUAUGAAAGAAAAGAAAACGGAUUGCACUGAUUACAGUUUGUCUCAAUUUGACAGAACCAUUGAAAAUGGAAAGAGGAAGUUGAAGGAAAAACCAGACAAGAAAGAAUGCCUAAAAGCAAGCAAGAGAAAGAAGAAACAUUGCUUAGAUUACGAAUUGUCUCAUUUUGACGGCGAACACGUCAAAAGCAUCGAAAAACGAAAAAGAAAGUUAAAAGAGAAAAAACAGCCGGCUACUAAACGAUUGAAGAGAAAACUGUUGUAG
Messenger RNA from Dimorphilus gyrociliatus, 1422 nucleotides. NCBI's taxonomy places the organism in Eukaryota, Metazoa, Annelida, Polychaeta, Dinophilidae. The record is from the annotation of a GenBank genome assembly.